AUGGAGCCUGAAGCACAGAAACAAGAAGACAUCUCAACAAACUCAGUUGUCGGAGUUCAACCUAGUAAUGCAACUGAAAUUGAAAGCACAGAAUACAGCGAUUCAACCACGAAAACUCAAAUUCCUCGAACGUCAGAGCUCUCAGGAGAAGCGAAAGCAGUGGAACCAGAGGAGGAUUGUGUCAUUGAUGCUAAGCGCAAUGGGCAAUCCUCCAGUAGUGGUGGUGGUGGUGGUGGUGAAAUUGGGGGAGCAGAAGACAGCGAUUCAACCCCAAAAACUCAAAUUCCUCAGACAUCAGAGCCGUCAGGAAAGGAACAAGAAGCGAAGGCAGUGGAACCGGAGCCGGAAGAGGAUUGCGUCAUUGAUGUUAAAAGCGAUCGGCAAUCCUCUAGUGGUGGUGGUGAAAGUUGGAGAGCAGAAAAGGUUUGCAGGAUAUGUCACCUGAGUCCUGAGAACUCGUCGGAGAAUUCCGAACUCAUCCAACUUGGUUGUGGCUGCAAAGCUGAACUUGGUUUCUCCCACCUUCACUGUGCUGAGACCUGGUUCAAGCAUAAAGGCAAUAGACAAUGUGAGAUAUGUGGCAGUAUAGCGAAAAACAUACCUGGAAUGCAGGACACCAGAAUAUUCAUGGUGGAGUGGAAUCAGACAAGGCUGACGCGGAGUGCGGCAGACCCUUCCCGCAAUCCAUGUCAGUGUAGGAACUCCACCUGCAACUUGUUAUUGGCAUGCCUUGUUUUGGCUUUUAUACUCCCAUGGUUCUUCCGAAUUGGUCUGUAAUGACAACAAGACUUCAUGGUGUGGAGUCUUUCUCAUCAUUUGCGUAUCCGGCAAGUUUCAACUCCGUACUUGUGAAGGAAAUGAAAAUUGACAUUCGUUAUAGUUCUGCAAGCCCAAUAACAUUGCUGAUAUAUAUAAUGUAGUUACACGUUGCAACUCCCUACCCAUGCAAGAAAUGACAAUUCAGAUUCAUCAUAAAUGUACAGAACUCAACUUAUAGUAAAUAGACCAAUAUACAAUGCAAUUGCCUGUUUGAGUCCUGCAAACACUCACCUAGGAAACAGUUGCAUUUCCCCGUUAGUCAUGUGGUGUUUGGUUGGGAAGAUAACUUUUUUUUUCCUGGCCUUCUUGUAAUAUUUCGCUUUGUUUGCGCUAUUCAUAACUCACUGGUGACGUUGAAUUUGAGCAAAAUGUAUGCCAACUGCGACUUUUGGUUAUUGUUUUA
Messenger RNA from Rhododendron vialii, 1222 nucleotides. RefSeq lists its product as uncharacterized. Lineage: Eukaryota; Viridiplantae; Streptophyta; Magnoliopsida; Ericales; Ericaceae. Gene Ontology annotation, molecular function: zinc ion binding. The record is from RefSeq and is a predicted model, not a curated record. Bases 1 to 777 code for a protein of 258 amino acids. The transcript has 2 exons.